Messenger RNA from Passer domesticus (house sparrow), 3258 nucleotides. RefSeq names its product lysophosphatidic acid receptor 1-like. Gene Ontology annotation, molecular function: G protein-coupled receptor activity. Bases 1500 to 2585 code for a protein of 361 amino acids. Lineage: Eukaryota; Metazoa; Chordata; Aves; Passeriformes; Passeridae. Gene Ontology annotation, cellular component: cytoplasm; plasma membrane. The transcript has 3 exons. Gene Ontology annotation, biological process: regulation of metabolic process; adenylate cyclase-activating G protein-coupled receptor signaling pathway. The record is from RefSeq and is a predicted model, not a curated record.
GGGCAAUUCUGGGGCUGAGAGCUCAGCUGGGUCAACUUGGGUUUUCCACACUUGAACCACCACUAAAAAUCCAGCCUGAAGCCUCUGGUGCCUCUUUCUCUUCAGUGUGGUCAGUGGUUAUUGCCUUCCCCACAGGCACAAUCAACAGAUAAUUCCACAAAAUGAGGCCAUUUCUUACACAUACAUCAAAAUAAAUUGGGCAUUCAGAUAAAGACGUGUCAAUACAAUCACAGAACCAAAGGAAAAGCAAUCACAGAACUGAAAAAAAAAAAGGGUUGCAGGAGGUGAAGUCUGGGUAAAUAUAAAUCAAAGGCUGCCCACAGCAAGGUACAGACAGUGAUUGAGGUGACAGCCCGAGAUCCUGGAGAUUAGAUUGAGUUGCCUGGAAUCCUGUGUCACCUUAAACAAACAAUGGGAUUGUUCUUUCCCCAUUUAUGGGAUGCAGAUAACAAUUCCUCACAAGGGUAUGCUGAGCAUUUUGGGCUCGAGCACCAAAUUUUCAAAUUAGAGCAACUUCAAGCAGCAUUUUCAGGAAUAUCUAGAGCCCUUUGGAGCCCAAAUUCACAGAGCUAACAGAGUUCACAGAUUCCCACCUCUGGGGCUGGAAUUGCUGCUAUGAUGAUCAGUGCUGAAUGUGGGAGCCCAAAAAUUCAGCUGAGCUGCUUGGCAAGGCCGUGGUAGAAAAUUGUGACAAAUGAAGGUGAAUCCUUCAUCAAGGUAACAAUAAAAUAAGAAUUGAAUCAGAAUAAAUAACGUGGAUAAAUGGAUAAUUUGUGUGGAUAAUUGCCCUGCUCACCUGGACUGCUCAGCUGGUUAAAAUCUCCCUGCUGCCUCUGUAUUUUAUUCCAGCAGUGCCCUCUGCUGAGAGCAUGGAAUGUGUGUCCCCAGAGCUUUUUUCCUCCCCCCAACUCUCAGGUAUUUUCAAUCUAAAUUCUCAAAAACCAUUUGCAUUUAAAAAGAUGGAGAAAGAAGAGCAACACUGGUGUUGGUACUGGUUUAUUAAUGACCAAGCCAGAUGAAAUAAACACAAAAUACCCUGUAGGAAAGGCAUGGUAGUGGUGUUGGCUGGGUUUUAGCUGUGUUAUCCUGGAAGAAUUCAGUGGGAAAAGGCAUUUUCUGGGCUCUUGGGGUCCAGGCUGGAGACACAGCACUGAUGUUUUGUUUCAGCUCCCUCAGCCCUCCAAACCCACAAAACUCUGCUCCCCCUUUCCUGGCUCUCUAGUCCUUUAUGAUCUACUUAAUUUGCAAGUUAAAUUGAUUCACUUCACUCCAUUUUGAUAACAUCCCUGAAGAAUUUUAAGCUGCAGGCGUCACCACCCAUCUGCCCAAGCCCUGGGCAUGUUUUGCUCUUGUCAAAGGUUGCUUCCAGCAGCUCAUCCGUGUGGGAAACGCGUUCUGCAGUUUGGGCUAUCCUAGCAACUGCCAGGGAUCGGCACAGCCCCCAGCUGGCAACCCAAAUAUUUAAAAACACGCCUGGUUAAAGUUUAACCCCCGUGACGAUGAUGAUGUGGCAGCAGGAGCUGCGCGUCAGGAGAGGAUCCGCGCCCGGGGAUCGAGGUGGGAGCUCCUGGGGAGAAUGGGAUGAGCAGAGCUGGCCCCACGGAGCAGCUCCCACCAUGAAUGGCUUCCCAAACUGCUCUGCCAACCACACCAAGAUCUGGAGUCACUACUUGGUGCUGGCCCUGGGCAUCCCCCAGCUGACCAUCAACGUCGUCUCCAUCAUCUUCAACUGCACCGCCAUCUUCACCCGCCUGGCCACCAGGGACCUGCACAAGCCCAUCUCCAUCCUCUUCUGCAACCUGGCUGUCUCUGACCUCUUCACCAGCUUCUCCGGCUUCUGGAUUUCCAUGCUGUUCAUCACCAACCCCGACAUCACCAUCUUUGGCUCCCAGGAAAUGCUGGCUCCCUACUCCCUGUACACCACGUCCAUCCUGUCCACCAUCUACAACCUGGUGAGCAUCGGCAUCGAGCGCUACCUGGCCGUGGCCGAGAGCAUGAGGACGAGGUUCAGGGUGGCCAGGAACCACUCCAUCGCCGUGGUCUUCAUCAACUGGGUCCUGGCUUUCUUCCUGGGCUGCCUGCCCCUGAUGGGCUGGAACUGCCUGCACGCGGAGAGCAACGUCUCGGUGCUCUACAGCCCCUUCUGCGUCAACUACCUCGUCUUCAUCGCCAUGCCCAACGUGGCCGUGGCCUUCCUCGUGCCCCUCUUCACCUACCUGAGGAUCAUCAUCAUCCUGAGGAAGAGGAAGCUGAGGAUGCAGGCGUGUGGCCAAGCCAUGGACACCUACAAGUCGGCAGAGACGCAGGUGGCCAGGACCAGCAUCUCCAUCUGGCUGCUGGCCCUGGUGUCCUACGCGCCCUUCCUGGCCGGCGUCAUCUUCGACGCGGCCAACCAGCGCUGCCACAGCGAGCUGUACCCCGGGGUGUACGUCUUCAGGAACUGCACGGCCAUGCUGAUCACCAUCACCUGCCUGGGCAACCCUCUGCUCUACACGCUGAGGCUGAGGGCGCUGGGGGCGCGGCUGAAGGCGCUGCGGGGCCUGUGGGCGUCCCGCGUGCGGGCCUGCGCCAUCGGCCACGUCUGAGCCCCGUGGGGCUCGUGUCCCCACUUGUGUGUGUUCCGUUCAUGCUGGGUGUUCUGUGCCUUCACGGCUGGCUGUGGGAGCGAAAUGGGGAGAAGGAGAAGCGCGGAGUUUGUUGGCAGGGAUGGUAUUCCCUCCUCUGAAAGCAGCGCUCCUCCAUGUUCUGUGCUGUGAGGCACUGCCGGAGCAGAGCAGAGCAGAGCGCUCCUUUGCUUUGGAGUUAGUGUAGCUAGCUGAGGCAGGGUUUUCCCUGGACUGGUUUUUUUUUUCUUUCCCUUUUCUGGGAACUGUUGGGAGCUGUUCCAGACUGGGAGCCGGGGAGCACGGAGAGCUUGCACCUUGUGGCUGCUCUGGGCAGCGGCCAUGCCCAGUGCUGAGGGGCUGACAACAGAGAGACCCCCUCAGGAGAGACUUUCUGAAUCUGUCAUCCCUAAAGAGCAGCCACUGAGUUUUGUCAUCUGGUAUUGUUCAUUUUGUGUGUGCUGGGAGGUGCUUGGCCUGUUAAAUAAACAGGUUUUUUCCACUUCUCUCUGAGGAAACCCUUCCCGAGCCGGCUGUGGGGAGGGGCCGUGUGGGUUUGCUUUCUGGGGGGGCCCUUUUGGAUGUUUUCCCCAAAAUUUCCCCCAAACCAGGACACAAAGCAGACACUGAGGGCCCAAACCCCGCGGGGAUGAGG